CGGCUUUGGGGCCCCGGUGGGGAGCAGGGGGCUGAUUAGCCGCGGAGCAGGGGUGUGGCCAGCGGGGCCCCGGGUUGUGAGUCACACCCGCCCCUCGCCCAGUCCCGGGGCCCAGCGCAAUCCCAGCCCGAACUGCAGCGCGCUGUCCCUGCCCGAAGAGUGUCCCCGGGCUUGGCAUGAGGACCCCGGGGUGCCGAGGGAGGGCCUGAAGCCCGGCGCGGUGGUGAGGGCGGACAGAAUGACUGAGAAUAUGAAGGAGUGUCUGGCCCAGACCAAGGCAGCGGUGGGUGACAUGGUGACCGUGGUGAAGACGGAGGUCUGCUCUCCAAUCCGAGACCAGGAGUAUGGCCAGCCCUGCUCUAGGAGACCAGAGCCCUUGGCCAUGGAAGUUGAGCCCAAGAAACUGAAGGGGAAGCGUGACCUCAUCGUGCCCAAGAGCUUCCAGCAAGUGGACUUCUGGUUCUGCGAGUCCUGCCAGGAGUACUUUGUGGACGAGUGCCCCAACCAUGGACCCCCGGUGUUUGUGUCUGACACACCAGUGCCCGUGGGCAUCCCCGACCGGGCGGCCCUCACCAUCCCACAGGGCGUGGAGGUGGUCAAGGACGCGGGCGGAGAGAGCGACGUGCGAUGCAUAAACGAGGUCAUCCCCAAGGGCCACAUCUUUGGCCCCUACGAGGGGCAGAUCUCCACCCAGGACAAAUCGGCUGGCUUCUUCUCGUGGCUGAUUGUGGACAAGAACAACCGCUACAAAUCCAUCGAUGGGUCGGACGAGACCAAGGCCAACUGGAUGAGGUACGUGGUCAUCUCCCGGGAGGAGAGGGAGCAGAACCUACUGGCCUUCCAACACAGCGAGCGCAUCUACUUCCGGGCGUGCAGGGACAUCCGGCCUGGGGAGAGGCUGCGGGUCUGGUACAGCGAGGACUACAUGAAGCGCCUGCACAGCAUGUCCCAGGAAACCAUCCACCGCAAUCUGGCCAGAGGCGAGAAGAGGCUGCAGAGGGAGAAGUCUGAGCAGGCUCUGGAUAACCCAGAAGACCUGAGGGGUCCCAUUCACCUUCCCGUGUUGAGACAGGGCAAAAGUCCUUACAAGCGAGGCUUUGACGAGGGGGAUGUGCAUCCCCAGACCAAGAAGAAGAAAAUCGACCUCAUUUUCAAGGAUGUGCUGGAGGCCUCCCUGGAAUCGGCGAAGGUGGAAGCCCACCAGCUGGCCCUGAGCACCUCGCUGGUCAUCCGGAAAGUCCCCAAGUACCAGGACGACGCCUACGGCCGGUGUGCGGCAGCCAUGACCCAUGGCGGGCAGAACGUCAGCCGGACCCAGGAGGAAGGGGACUGGAAGAUCCCCCAAGGGGUUGCCAAAGAGCCGGGUCCUUUGGAGGAUGAAGAGGAGGAGCCGGCGUCCUUCAAGGCCGACAGUCCCGCCGAGGCCUCCCUUGCUUCCGACCCUCAUGAGCUUCCCACCACCUCCUUUUGCCCUAACUGUAUUCGCCUAAAGAAGAAGGUCCGAGAACUCCAGGCAGAACUAGACAUGCUUAAGUCUGGGAAGCUUCCCGAGCCCCCCGUUUUGCCACCACAGGUACUGGAGAUCCCAGAGUUCUCAGAUCCCGCAGGUAAGUUGGUCUGGAUGAGAGCUUUGUCAGAGGGAAGGCACAGCGGGCUGUGCGGAGGGUGGCCUAGAGCUCCGUGUUGGCGCCACCUGCCGGCAGACGCGAAGAGUGCAGUGCGCCAGUGGCCACCUCCAUGGGUGGGAGCCGGUGGGAGCCAGCGUCCUCAGGUGCCAGGGGCAGGCCUGCUUGCAGCUCUGGUGGAUGGUUUGCGUGUCGCCCUUGUAUCCUCCGUGUCAAUAAAGGAAGUUCCGCUGCAGGAGGGGUGUGUGCUGUGUUCUUGACCCGUUGCCCGUCUCUGGUGGUCUGGCUGGUGCCUUCCCCUAAAGCCCGAGUUCUCUCACCCCAGGCCCGAGGGAGGGUGCCCUUCUGGGGGGUUCUUAUGGCUCCCCUGAGUCAAGGAACACAGCCUCCUUCUUUUCUGGAAUCUGUUCUGCCCUACACGAUCUUAGUCCCCCAGCCUGGCGCCCAGGGGUUGCAGGGCAUUGCCAUACCCCUUAGUUCAGGAUGGGGGAGGGUGCAGAUCUUCAGAGAUGCAUCUGAAGGAAGCUACAUGUUGGCCUUGAAGUCCCUUGGCGUCCCCUCCGGGCUGCCUUCAGUCCAGCCUGCCUCCCCUGACCACAUCAGUGGGGGGCGUACGAGUCCCAGGCCUCCAGGGAUGACCUAGAGGCGUGUGGUGUGCUUUCUUCCCCUACAUCAGACCUUCUCUUCCAGUUCAUGCUGUCAGGUUGACAGGGGACAUUUAAGUCCCUCCAGCACCCACAAGUGGCAGGUGAGAGCAGGCAGCCUGCAGCGUGGCGGGGCUGGGAGGAGAUAAUCCACAAAGAGGAAAAGUCAUGCUGGAGAACAGGAGCGCUUAGACAUGAAUUCUAGGCUGGGAUUCCAUCCAUUACAGGCUGCACUGGACUUGAUUUUAUACAGCGUGGCGUACUUCCGGGCAGUGUUUGCUGUUCCUUUUGGGAAAAUCUGUUUUCCCCACCUGGUGUAAAUGCUUCUUUCCUGUUU
Molecule: messenger RNA, 2606 nt
Organism: Chinchilla lanigera (long-tailed chinchilla)
Lineage: Eukaryota; Metazoa; Chordata; Mammalia; Rodentia; Chinchillidae
Gene: Prdm11
Product: PR domain containing 11
Cellular component (GO): nucleus
Molecular function (GO): protein binding
Source: RefSeq, a predicted model, not a curated record